This is a messenger RNA of Coregonus sp. 'balchen', 22592 nucleotides long. The record is from the annotation of a GenBank genome assembly. Lineage: Eukaryota; Metazoa; Chordata; Actinopteri; Salmoniformes; Salmonidae.
ACAUCGAAUCUAACUGCCACAAAAAAAGUGUUUUGUUAGUUACGGUGUCAUACCUCAAGUAAUUACUUUUUCUACCAUACAUUAAUUUUUUUAAAGUAACUUUUGGGGUUGUUUUCUGUAGAUCAAUGGUUUGCGGUCUUUGUCCAUGACCAGUCUGAGUUGUUGUCCUGAUUCUUUCUUUCAGACGUAGCCUAAAAUAGUUUUUUUUAAAUGAAGAAAUGCGCAUUUUUCGUCUAUUUUCUUCCUUUGCACCCGGGAAUUAUCCAAAAUGAACGACCACGACACGAUUACUGAAUGCUCAAAUGAUGUCUUUGUUCACUUUGCAGAAUCUCUGCACAUAUUUACAGGAUUAUUGACAGUUGCCACUGUAUGCGGGGUUUUUUCUGGAAUAAUAGCUGCAGCCCUUCUGUAUGUGUUUUGCCUGAAGCCUAUGCUUCUAACUCGACAAGUAAGUUUGUAAAGGUGUUUAUUAUAGGUUUGUAUUAGUUUGUGUUAUAACUCGUUGGUUGGAUAGCCAAAUAGCCUAGCCUACUGCAUUGGCAAUAAUUUUACAUUUUAGUAGACGCUCUUAUCCAGAGCGACUUACAGUUAGUGAGUGCAUACAUUUUCAUACUGGCCCCCCGUGGGAAUCGAACCGACAACCCUGGCGUUGCAAACGCCAUGCUCUACCAACUGAGCUACACGGGACUAUAAUAACAGCAAUAAUCAAUAACACUGCAGUCAUAAGCUCACUAUUUGGCAAGCAUCAGCAUAACAUUAACACUAUUUAUAACUGUUUAAUAACUGAAGUCUGUAGUCCUUUUGAAUAAACCCAGUUCAAAAUGAUCCCAUUCAAAAGGACUAGCUGUCUUCCAUUCCUUUCCACCAGGGCUAUGAUGCCAGAAGACUGUUUGAGGGAGACGACCAGGAUAGGGAGAACAACCAAAGUGACUGUGUCAGCAACAGCAAGAAGGGUGUCCAAAGUGCCACUACCAAUGAAAAAGUAAAUAUUAUGUAUUUUAGUUAUAGAUAUGGAAUAUUUGAGCACUAUAAAUAUGCUUUAGUGUGAUAGAUAUAUUGCAAGGUAGAUACACUUCGAAAAAAUAGUUCCAAAAGUGUUCUUCGGCUGUCCCCAAGUAUAACCCUUUUUGGUUCCAGUUAGAACUCUUUUGGGUUCCAUGUAGAACCCUCUGGGGAAAGGGUUCUACCAGGAACCAAAAAGGGUUAUCAUAUGGGGACAGCCGAAUAACUCUUUUAGGUUCUAGAUAGCACCUUUUUUCUAAGAGUGUACAGUAUGUGUAAAGAAAAGCUGAGUUGGCUUUCAUUAACAUUCACCCAACUUCAUUAACAUUUUCCCUAAAAAUUCACUGUGUUUAUUCAUUUACCAGGAAAAGAAGCAGCCACCCGUGAACAGCGAUGUGGCUGCUUUUGCAUCACGGGCAAAGGUGGUGUACCCCAUCAACCAGAAAUACAGAGUAAGAUCAUCUAUCUGUUUAUAUUACAGCCUUCAUACCACAUGUAACCAAAUCUAUCCAAAUUGGAACACUAAUUGCAAUGUAAUUUUGCCUUUAUUCUGAGAGGAUGGGAUAGGGUUAAAGGGAUAGUAAAGCACAAAUACAUAUUUAGAUAUUUGUUCUGUACCCUUUAAAAGCAGUCUAUGGCUGAACUAUCCCUUUAAAGAUCGAAUCUGCAUUAACAGUGCCACUGUUCGCACCAAAGCCUUUGUUAUUGUGUUUGUUUUAUUGACGAAACAGAGGUGAGCGUCCAGCAGUGUGUUAAAAAAAUGUGCACUACAUAUUCUGCAGAUAUAUCGUGCAUGCAAUGAUGUCCAAGGGGGAAAAAAACAUGUUUGUUGUUUGCAGUAACAUCUUUGUUGUAAUACCCCAAAUGGACGUGGCAGUUUCACCAUUAAGGACUCCAGCUUUAAAGACCACAUUUUAGGUAUAGAAACAUCUAGCAAACUUUGACUUUGAGGUGAACUGUCCCUUUAACGUUACAUCCCAACGUCAGCCCUUAGCGGAUGGAGCCUCCAACCCCUCACUGCAUGAGCACUCCAAGCUGCCUGUCCUCCCCAAUGGAGAGUCCUCGUCGGGCUCCAGCGGGGAUUCACUGAGCCAGGACCAGGACAACGACGACAGCAGCCAGUACAUCUCCUCCUCACUGGUCCCCAAGAGUAUGCAGAACGAGAGCUUCACCAGGGUGGCCCUCUACCCCCACACACUCUCUCAAACAGGGUGAGCUGAUGGGGAACAUAUAUUUCAGUUAAUUAAAGUGCUUGCUUCACCAGGAACACUACUAUUAUUUGGCAGUGUAUGAGGAUGUCAUAUUGCUGAGUCUCCCUUUACCGUUCUGUACUGUAAAUGCUUAUUUUCUAAUGUAAUUUUGUUACCACUGUAGUUUUGAGGGCAGGAUCAGCCUGUACUGUCUGGCCCUGCAGGACGUGCAGAUACACUGUUCACAGGUCCUGGAAGAGAAAUGUGUGGUGGGUGACCUCUUUCUUUCAUCACACAGUAGCAAACAAUUAGGUAACACUUUCUAUGAGCCAAUUAAUGCAUUAUGAAUGCACUUAUAGUGCCUAUUAUCUCCUUAUAUUGCAUUAUAAGACUUGUUUUUAAGUGCAUUUCCAUUGAUAAUAUGACAACAGUACUAGUUUGCUAAAAUGUUGUGUAAAAUGUUGGUGGGUCCAAAUCUCAAGAAGAUAUCUCCCUUACCUCUCCCAUUUCCUUGUUGUAGCUCUUUCUCCAAAUUCUCAGAAUUAUACUCAGUGGUCGUUUUCCCAAGGAUAAAAAGGAUUCAGGUUUUUACACCAAUGUUCUUCUCCUGCAAGAAAAGGUACAAUCUUAAUCCAAAUCUUAGCAUGAGAUGUGCAUGCGUAACAUGAUUUCUCACAAACCUGCUUUUAAAUUCUGAAGUAAGGAUUCUGAUCUUUAUUGAUUUUCUCAUCUCUUUGUAGGAACUGGGUUUAUUAAAGAAAGAACUGUCAGCCAGCCUGUUUGCCUGUGAAAGAAACAAAGAUUUAAGUUCAGAUCCUUGUACCCUGGAGGAGAUCGAAAGAACUCAGAAAGAUCUACUGGAGCAGGCGCUUCAAAUGGUAACCAAGUCAACUAGAUCAAAGCACGACCAAAUCUUUGAACCGCAUAGUGUGUAAUUCACAUUAUACCAAUUGAACCACCAACAUGGAACCACAUUGUCUGCUCUAGCAAAGUAAAAUAUUAUUUCACUGACAAUGCAAUUGCCAGUUUGAUGACAAAAAUCUUGGAAGUUUAUGGAGGAACAUUUUCUUUAAAAACUUGGAAGUUUGUGGGCAAACUUUAUGUAUGUCUAUCUCCACAGACCAAGGGCUUUAGCAAGCAGGUGGAGGCCUUCUGCCAGAGCCUCCUUGGCAGGUCCAGUGUUCUUCCCAGAGAAGAGGCCCAGGAUGUCAUCCACACCCUUAUCCACUGUCUCCUAUUGGUUGAAAACCAGCUAACUGAGACUCAGGCCGCAGACAUGAAGGUGAGAUAUAAGAACAAUAAACAUUUAAAGAUACAGGCCAUAGAAGUUGUUUUUGACAUAAAAGUAAGGCAUUUUCAGAACUGCAUUUGCACCGAAAGCUUUGUACCUUUAAUGAGGUUGCAUGCAUGGCCACUGUUCUACAUGGAUGCAUUACAUGUAAAAAAAAAAAACUACAAAAAAAAAACUACAACAACAACACAGAAAAUACGUAAAAAUGUAACACACAUAAAACAAUUAUAGUAGGAUUUCUUGUCAUACUUCUUACACUUAUCUAGUCUUCAUGGCCUAUAGGGUCUAUUUAUUGAUGAGGGCCUGCAUCCAUCUCUCUUUCCCCUGGCUCUCUCCCAGAGGACCCAGGAGAAGCUGUUGUGGUGGGAGGAACUGAGGGUUGUGCUGCAGGCCAAGCCGGCCCUGCUCCGGCAGGAGGCGUCCCUCAGACAGGACCUGGUGGCCCGAAGCCUGGAGCAGCUGACCAGUGACGGCCACCUGACCUUCGCCACCAUGGAGAAGACCCUGGCCGAGCUGCAGGCAGCCCUGACCGAGGGGCUGCAGCACUGCAGCGAAGGUGAGUGAUGCUGCAGACGCACAUGCAUGCACGCACGAGCAUGGACAUACACAGAUGCAUGCCCACACACAUGCACCCAUGCACCUACGCACACACACACACCACCUACAUUCUUUGAUAAUCUAUAAGUAGUGUUCCCUUAUAUUCAUAAAUCGUUACCGCCACUUAAUAAAAUAUAAUACAAAAUAAAUAAUAUUUAUAUAAUUUUUAGUAAAACGUUUUCAGUAUAAACUUAAAUGACUAAAACCAGAUAUAAAGUAUGUAGUAAAGGUAAUAGAGUUAUAUAUUUUUAAAUAAGAUCAUCUUUGAGAACUAACAAUCACCAAAAUAAAAACUAGACAGUCAGGGAGAAUCUAAAAUGUCAAAUAUGUCAUGGAAUGGGGCCCCCAUUGAUUUUGUUAUAAUAUUUGAGUCACCCAGAUAGCAUAAGAACACGACAUAAGCUAGUUGCAAAAUGUGUAGAAUUGAAGGGAAUUAGCUUUAAAACUGCACAUUUUCUCUCAGCCCCAUGGCAAAAUGUGUAGAAUUGCAGGAAACUAGAUUUAAACUGUAACAUUUUCUCUACGCCCCAAGUCAAAAUGUGUAGAAUUGCAGGAAGUUUGCUUUAAAACAGCAAAAUGUUGUCUCUGCGGCCAAUACGAGGGCCAGAGAUCGCGCCAUUGGCCUGACAUACAUUAUUGUUGCCGCGCGCCACCAACUCCAAGUAGCCAACCGUUGAAGCGAAGAAUCUGGUGUGUGUUCAACAAAAGAGUGACCUCAAUGAAUUCAAUAUCAGGUAAAAACAUAGACAUUAGGAGUGAGUUCUUAAAUUUGCCCCCAGUGCGUUCUGGGACGUUCUUAAAUUAAGAGCAUUGUAAGAGCAUUCAGAGCGUUUCUCUUUCGGGGCGAGGAGUAGGGUUGAUCCAAGCUUUCUGACCUCACAACGACAGUCAAGCUAACUAGCUAAUGUUGGUUAGCUUGCUAGCUACUUCCAGACACAAAUGAGAGAACACCUCACUCUGACCAUUUUACUAACAGAGCUGGUUAUACUGUUUUCAUGUUAUCUAGAGGGUUAAUGACUGGACUGGCAACAAUUAAAUUUAGUUUUUUAUCCGAUGUUUACUGACACCUGUCAUAACAACCGGGUGCUAGGUCUCAAACCAGAGUGCUCUGAUAUCGGAGUAGAUUGCCAGGGUGAAUUUACAAAUGCAACCUAGAUUAACGUUCUAAUUUAUGUGAAAUCAUUACCCAGAGGGCAAAAUUUGGCACAUGACGUCUUUGUAACCAGUUGUGCCCACUGGGCAGUUGUGUAAUUCUCUAGUACCCUACUGAACUUCCCUCCUGAGGAAUAUGGUGGUAAUCUUUCAGUAUUAUGUGGCCUAGUUCCUCAUCUUAAAUUAACUGGCUUCUUAAAAUGUUCAGUGCCCCUUCUCCAUUGCUAAAAAGAGUGUCAAUCAAACAAAUGAAUAGUGAUUAUUCUUUGAGUGCGCUGUUAUAACCAAUGCAAACCACACUGUAGUGACAAUAAAAUAUAAUUGUAUGGUUAUACCAUUUUGAUAUAAGUAUAUUGUGUAGUAAUGUAGUUUACUACACAACUCUAAAUGAUAUGUGCGGAAUGAUACACAGAAUAAUGAAGUGAAUUGUGUUAAAAGGAAACUGGUCAAAUUAUGUGCCAAAUCAGCAACUUAGUGUAGUAACAUUGUAAUUUACAUAUAAUGAUGUCAAUAAAUCAAAACUACAUGUAAUGAAAUUUUUUUAUACAGAAUGCAGGCUAAAGACCAAGGAGCUUGUGUAUGAAAAGUGCAAGAAGAUCGACUCCAAGAAGAAGAAACUCCUGAGGACUCACGCAAAGGAGAGAAGCCGUGUCCUGGAUUCUGCACAGACGCACAGCGACCUACAGGAAUUUGUAAAGGUCAUUAUCUCUCUUUUAGUUCCUUGUCAUGUGUCCAGUGCCACAACAAUAGUAGUAGUAACGGUACUGCUAAACUACUUCUCUAUUCACUCACUUCACUAUAAAGUCUACUUCGGAUAAGUACAAACUCUGUGGAUUAUUGUUUUCGAGUUCCAUUACAUUACAUUGUUAAUUGCUCCUUGUAACUGUAUGCUCCGGUUUAACAGUUCAAUUCUCUUCUCCAGGUGUAUCAGGAGCUGCUUCUGAAACAGAGGAAGCAGAGCAGUGACUUGGAACUGCAGCAGGAUGGGAGAGUGGCAGAGGCAGUGUGUGAUCUUUGGAGGGUAGGUCGUAAUUACGGCAUUUCACCAAAAACUUUAUGGACCAAAUAAUGAUGAUCCACACUUCUUUGACAAUAUAUAUAAUACAGUAUCAACCCUGCAAGCAAUACAAUACUCUAUUAUUAUGGUGGGAGAUUAUAAUACUGUAUUAAAUCACACUACAAGCUAUCACCCUCAUGCUCUUGAGGAAAUCGUGAAUGUCAUGGAUACAUUAGAACUAGUAGAUAUAUGGAGGCUUAAAUAUCCUGACCUAGUGAGAUAUACAUGGCGAAGACUCAAUCAAGCUAGUCGUCUUGACUUCUUUCUUAUGUCAUUGUCGUUGGAAUCAAAAGUUUAAAAAGUGUUGAUAGGGGACAGAAUGCGGUCAGAACAUCAUAUAAUUGGCAUAUACAUUACUCUUACUGAAUUUACACGUGGGCGAGGAUAUUGGAAAUUUAAUCAAAGCCUAUUAGAUGUUAACUUGUUUUUAACUAGGACAGAGGAAUUUAUAACUGAUUUCUUCCAACAUAACAUAGGUACAGCAAAUCCCCUUAUUGUAUGGGACACUUUUAAAUGUGCCUUUAGAGGCCAUGCAAUUCAGUACUCAUCUCAAAAAAACAAAAGCAAUUUAGGUCAAAAGAGUCCAUACCAACAAAGGAAAUAGAAGGUCUAACAGAACAGAUAGAUAGCAAUAAAAACUGUAACAUAGAGGCUCAGAAUAAAUUAGAGGAAAAACAAAAAGGAAUGGAGAAACUUAUUCAAGAAAGAUCAAGUGUAAUAUAUUAUAACAAAUAAAUAGAAUGGAAUAUGGGAAAAAUGCACCAAAUUAUUUUUUUAUCUUCAACAUAGAAAUGCUAUCAAAAAUUAUUUACUGAAACUAGUUACAAAUGACGGAGUCAACCAUGAUUCACCAAAUUAUAUUUGGAAGGAGGAAGCGAAGUACUUUAAGGAUAUGUUUUCGUUUCAGUCGCUUCCAUCUCCUCUAACUGAAGCUAAUUGUAGAGAUUUUUUUUCUAUUGAUAAUGUAAAAUUAACAGCCAUACAAAAAGACUCAUGUGAAGGUGAAAUUACAGAGGAGGAACUUCUGGAUGCAAUAAAAAACUUUAAGUCCAGGAAAACUCCAGGGUUGGAUGUCAUACCAAUCGAGGUAUACCAAACCUUUUUUGAAAUACUCAGAGAACUGUUAUUAGCAUGUUUUAACCACUCCUAUGUAAAUGGUAGAUUAUCAGACACUCAAGAAGAAGGUCUGAUUUCAUUAUUACUGAAACAGGAUACAAGUGGAAAAUAUAAAGAUCCAGUCCAUUUAAAAAUUGGAGGCCCUUUACACUUCAGUGUUAUGAUGCAAAAACUUUUGCAAAAUGUGUAGUGCAUAGAAUUAAAAAGGUAUUGUCUGACAUUAUUCAUUCUAAUCAGACAGGUGUUUUACAUGGACGAUACAUUGGAGAUAAUAUAAGGCAAGUACUGGAAACAAUAGAACACUAUGAAAAAUCUGGGAAACUAGGCCUGCUAUUCAUAGCAGACUUUGAAAAGGUAUUUGAUAAAGUACGACUGGAGUUUAUAUAUAAAUGCCUGGAGCGUUUCAAUUUUGGAGAAUCUCUUAUAAAAUGGGUUAAAAUCAUGUAUAGUAACCCUAGGUGUAAAAUAGUAAAAAUGGCUAUUUCUCUGAAAGUUUUAAACCGUCAAGAGGAGUGAAACAAGGUUGUCCACUAUCGGCAUAUCUAUUUAUUAUGGCCAUCGAAAUGUUUGUGUCACGAUCGUUACAUGAUGAAGCGGACCAAGGCGCAGCGUGAUAGGCGUACAUACUUUAUUUAGUGUACACAACACGAACCAAAACAACAAACCAAACGAUACGUGAAGUCCUAGGUCAUAACACAAACCUUUCGGAUCAAGAUCCCACAAAUAACUAGUGCCAACAGGCUGCCUAAGUAUGGUUCCCAAUCAGAUAUAAAUGAUCUAGAACAAAACAUAGAAAACUAUAACAUAGAACCUACACACCCUGGCUCAACAUUAAAGAGUCCCCAGAGCCAGGGCGUGACAGUACCCCCCCCCCCCCCCCCCCCCCCCCCCAAAGGCGCGGACUGCAACCGUGCCACACAAACACAAGAGGGUAGGGGCCGGGUGGGCAUUCCGCCUCGGAGGCGGAUCCGGCUCCUGGCGUGACCACCACCCUUUCUCCACCUCCCCGUUGCGCCCCUGGUCUGGUCUGGCUCCGCUGGCCAGAGCUGGACUGGACACCGGUGGAGCGGAUUGCUCUGGCUCCGGUGUGGAGCAGCUGACCGGUGCCGGACCAGGCACCGGUGGAACAGGCACGGACCGUGCCGGACUGACGACGCGCACCACUGGCUUGGUGCGGGGAGCAGGAACGGGCCGGACCGUGCUGACGACGCGCACCACUGGCUUGGUGCGGGGAGCAGGAACGGGCCGGACCGUGCUGACGACGCGCACCACUGGCUUGGUGCGGGGAGCAGGAACGGGCCGGACCGGGCUGACGACGCGCACCACUGGCUUGGUGCGGGGAGCAGGAACAGGCCGGACCGGGCUGGCGACGCGCACUACUGGCUUGGUGCGGGGAGCAGGAACGGGCCGGACCGGGCUGGCGACGCGCAUCACAGGCUUGGUGCGAGGGACAGGAACAGGCCGGGCUGGACUGUGGAGGCGGACUGGAGGUCUGGAGCGGAGAGCUGACACAACCCGUCCUGGCUGAAUGCCUAUCUCCACACAAUAUGUGUGAGGCAUCAGCACAGGACGCACAGGGCUGUGCACUCGUACUGACGCUACAGCACGUGGCACUGGCGCAGGAUAUCCGGGACCGAGGAGGGGUACUGGAGGCCACGAGCGUUGAGCCGGCACACUCCGUCCUGGCUGCAUGCCCACCUUAGCACGACACGUGCGUGGUGCUAGCAUAGGACGUACAGGACUGUGCCGGAACACUCGCGGCACAGUACGUGGCUCCGCAUAACACGGAGCCUGCCCAGUCUCACGCUCCCUAGCCUGAGUAUGGGGAGUUGGCUCUGUUCUACCUCUAGGCUCCGCCAACCACCCUUCCAGCCCCCCAAACCUGGUGGCCUCCUCUCCUAGUCCGCCGAUUCGCCCUGUAGCUGCCGACGACGGCGUGUCCGUCGUCGGCAUGGUUGGCGCCGUUUCUCCUCUCCUGCCUGGGCAUUAACUUUUGCCCAUGGCCCUCUGCCCGCGAAUAUGUCCUCCCAAGACCACCAUUGGCCCACCUGCGACAUCGCAAUCUUCUCCUCCUGGGCACGCUGCUUGGUCCUCCUUUGGUGGGAUCUUCUGUCACGAUCGUUACAUGAUGAAGCGGACCAAGGCGCAGCGUGAUAGGCGUACAUACUUUAUUUAGUGUACACAACACGAACCAAAACAUAGAACCUACACACCCUGGCUCAACAUUAAAGAGUCCCCAGAGCCAGGGCGUGACAGUUUGCUAUUAAAAUCAGAUCCAACAAUAAUAUAAAGGAAUUAGAAAUCCAGGGCUUAAAAACAAAGGUGUUAUUGUACGCUGAUGAUUUAUGUUCUUUUAAAUCCACAACUUGAAUCCCUCCACAGCCUCAUAGAGGAUCUAGAUACAUUUCUAACCUCUCUGGAUUACAACCAAAUUACAGUGAGGGAAAAAAGUAUUUGAUCCCCUGUUGAUUUUGUAAGUUUGCCCACUGACAAAGAAAUGGUCAGUCUAUAAUUUUAAUGGUAGGUUUAUUUGAACAGUGAGAGACAGAAUAACAACAAAGAAAUCCAGAAAAAUGCAUGUCAAAAAUGUUAUAAAUUGAUUUGCUUUUUAAUGAGGGAAAUAAGUAUUUGACCCCCUCUCAAUCAGAAAGAUUUCUGGCUCCCAGGUGUCUUUUAUACAGGUAACGAGCUGAGAUUAGGAGCACACUCUUAAAGGGAGUGCUCCUAAUCUCAGCUUGUUACCUGUAUAAAAGACACCUGUCCACAGAAGCAAUCAAUCAAUCAAUCAGAUUCCAAACUCUCCACCAUGGCCAAGACCAAAGAGCUCUCCAAGGAUGUCAGGGACAAGAUUGUAGACCUACACAAGGCUGGAAUGAGCUACAAGACCAUCGCUAAGCAGCUUGGUGAGAAGGUGACAACAGUUGGUGCGAUUAUUCGCAAAUGGAAGAAACAUAAAAGAACUGUCAAUCUCCCUCGGCCUGGGGCCCAUGCAAGAUCUCACCUCGUGGAGUUGCAAUGAUCAUGAGAAUGGUGAGGAAUCAGCCCAGAACUACACGGGAGGAUCUUGUCAAUGAUCGCAAGGCAGCUGGGACCAUAGUCACCAAGAAAACAAUUGGUAACACACUUUGCCGUAAAGGACUGAAAUCCUGCAGCGCCCGCAAGGUCCCCCUGCUCAAGAAAGCACAUAUACAUGCCUGUCUGAAGUUUGCCAAUGAACAUCUGAAUGAUUCAGAGGAGAACUGGGUGAAAGUGUUGUGGUCAGAUGAGACCAAAAUGGAGCUCUUUGGCAUCAACUCAACUCGCCGUGUUUGGAGGAGGAGGAAUGCUGCCUAUGACCCCAAGAACACCAUCCCCACCGUCAAACAUGGAGGUGGAAACAUUAUGCUUUGGGGGUGUUUUUCUGCUAAGGGGACAGGACAACUUCACCGCAUCAAAGGGACGAUGGACGGGGCCAUGUACCGUCAAAUCUUGGGUGAGAACCUCCUUCCCUCACCCAGGGCAUUGAAAAUGGGUCGUGGAUGGGUAUUACAGCAUGACAAUGACCCAAAACACACGGCCAAGGCAACAAAGGAGUGGCUCAAGAAGAAGCACAUUAAGUUCCUGGAGUCUCCAGACCUUAAUCCCAUUGAAAAUCUGUGGAGGGAGCUGAAGGUUCGAGUUGCCAAACAUCAGCCUCGAAACCUUAAUGACUUGGAGAAGAUCUGCAAAGAGGAGUGGGACAAAAUCCCUCAUGAGAUGUGUGCAAGCCUGGUGGCUAACUACAAGAAACGUCUGACCUCUGUGGUUGCCAACAAGGGUUUUGCCGCCAAGUACUAAGUCAUGUUUUGCAGAGGGGUCAAAUACUUAUUUCCCUCAUUAAAAUGCAAAUCAAUUUAUAACAUUUUUGACAUGUCUACACUGUAUUUCUGAUCAAUUUGAUGUUAUCAAAUUGCUUUCUUUCGAAAACAAGGACAUUUCUAAGUGACCCCAAACUUUUGAAUGGUAGUGUAUACAGUGGGGAGAACAAGUAUUUGAUACACUGCCGAUUUUGCAGGUUUUCCUACUUACAAAGCAUGUAGAGGUCUGUCAUUUUUAUCAUAGGUACACUUCAACUGUGAGAGACGGAAUCUAAAACAAAAAUCCAGAAAAUCACAUUGUAUGAUUUUUUAAUAAUUAAUUUGCUUUUUAUUGCAUGACAUAAGUAUUUGAUACAUCAGAAAAGCAGAACUUAAAAUUUGGUACAGAAACCUUUGUUUGCAAUUACAGAGAUCAUACGUUUCCUGUAGGUCUUGACCAGAUUUGCACACACUGCAGCAGGGCCCACUCCUCCAUACAGACCUUCUCCAGAUCCUUCAGGUUUCGGGGCUGUCGCUGGGCAAUACGGACUUUCAGCUCCCUCCAAAGAUGUUCUAUUGGGUUCAGGUCUGGAGACUGGCUAGGCCACUCCAGGACCUUGAGAUGCUUCUUACGGAGACACUCCUUAGUUGCCCUGGCUGUGUGUUUCGGGUCUUUUGUCAUGCAGGAAGACCCAGCCACGACCCAUCUUCAAUGCUCUUACUGAGGGAAGGAGGUUGUUGGCCAAGAUCUCACGAUACAAGGCCCCAUCCAUCCUCCCCUCAAUACGGUGCAGUCGUCCUGUCCCCUUUGCAGAAAAGCAUCCCCAAAGAAUGAUGUUUCCACCUCCAUGCUUCACGGUUGGGAUGGUGUUCUUGGGGUUGUACUCAUCCUUCUUCUUCCUCCAAACACAGCGAGUGGAGUUUAGACCAAAAAGCUAUAUUUUUGUCUCAUCAGACCACAUGACCUUCUCCCAUUCCUCCUCUGGAUCAUCCAGAUGGUCAUUGGCAAACUUCAGACGGGCCUGGACAUGCGCUGGCUUGAGCAGGGGGACCUUGCGUGCACUGCAGGAUUUUAAUCCAUGACGGCGUAGUGUGUUACUAAUGGUUUUCUUUGAGACUGUGGUCCCAGCUCUCUUCAGGUCAUUGACCAGGUCCUGCCGUGUAGUUCUGGGCUGAUCCUUCACCUUCCUCAUGAUCAUUGAUGCCCCACGAGGUGAGAUCUUGCAUGGAGCCCCAGACCGAGGGUGAUUGACCAUUAUCUUGAACUUCUUCCAUUUUCUAAUAAUUGCGCCAACAGUUGUUGCCUUCUCACCAAGCUGCUUGCCUAUUGUCCUGUAGCCCAUCCCAGCCUUGUGCAGGUCUACAAUUUUAUCCCUGAUGUCCUUACACAGCUCUCUGGUCUUGGCCAUUGUGGAGAGGUUGGAGUCUGUUUGAUUGAGUGUGUGGACAGGUGUCUUUUAUACAGGUAACGAGUUCAAACAGGUGCAGUUAAUACAGGUAAUGAGUGGAGAACAGGAGGGCUUCUUAAAGAAAAACGAAUAGGUCUGUGAGAGCCGGAAUUCUUACUGGUUGGUAGGUGAUCAAAUACUUAUGUCAUGCAAUAACAUGCAAAUUAAUUACUUAAAAAUCAUACAAUGUGAUUUUCUGGAUUUUAUCUGAGUUUCUCACAGUAGAAGUGUACCUCUGAUAAAAAUUACAGACCUCUACAUGCUUUGUAAGUAGGAAAACCUGCAAAAUCGGCAGUGUAUCAAAUACUUGUUCUCCCCACUGUAUAUAUAUUUGCAAGAAAAAAACAUAUGGGGGAUUGGAAGUGAUGCAGACAAUUACAUGGAUGGAAGUUACAAUCUAUCUGCAAUAUUAAAGCUGAUAUACCCCCUAAAGAAAAAAAAAUAAUCAUAAUCUGUGUAGUGCUAAUUCAACUUAUUUCUAAUGGAAAAUAACCCAUGCUUUUGUAUCUCCAGAGGCAUCAUGCCACCUGGUCCAAGAAGCUGGGAGAGCUGGCCAAAGACAUCUUCCUAUCUGCUCUCCCUGCUCAGCCCCAGUUGUCCACAGACCAAGGCCAGAGGCUAUGGCUGGAUCUAGAUGGUGACCUGGUUGCACUGCUGCAGCAGGCAGAGUCCAAUACCAAACGGCAACUGGAGGGUGUACAUGCUCAAUUGGAGCAAGAUGGACAGGUACUGCUGGACCCAGAAAUGUAAUGAAUAGAGCUGACUCGAUUCCCUAUUCUACAUGACAGACAUCAUAUCUGUUCUACUCAAUGCAUCUCUAUCUGGACCUUAUGUAACGUUGCACUCUUCUGGACAGGCGCCAGGUUACACUCCUGGGUCAUAUUCGUUAGGCACUAAAUGGAAGAAAACGUAAUGAAAUGGGGAGGUACUACUACUAGAUCUGGUCCAGUUACAACAGCUUGUUUUUGCUUUCCGCUUUAAAAUGUUUUGCUAUUGUGUGCCCUAAUGAAUAUGCCCGUUUUUAAUAUUGUAUUUCUGUAUGUUUGUCUCUAGGUAUGGUGUGAAGAAGCAGCCCUGGUGCUGGCCUGCCUCAGACACCUAGGUGAACAGCAGCUGAAGAUCCUUAGAGGCAUGGUGGUCAGACAGAGCUAUGUGCUUAACAGGUGAAGCAGGGGGACCUCUGGUGGGUGGAAAUGCAUUUAAAACAAUUCAGUAUUUAAAUAUGAUCUGAAAUCUAUUUGAUUUUCAAUCGUAAACAUUUUAUACACUCUAGCACAUCUGACAAGCAAAAGCAUGGUUUAAAGUAGCAAAUUGGUGCUGGUACUAAAUCAUGCCUGGUACUGGAAAAAUAGAAUGUGCAGGCUUUUGUUCCAGCCCAGAACUAACACACCUGACUCAACUGUGGUCCUCUGUAGCUCAGCUGGUAGAGCACAGCGCUUGUAACGCCAAGGUAGUGGGUUCGAUCCCCGGGACCACCAAUACACAAAAAUGUAUGCACGCAUGACUGUAAGUCGCUUUGGAUAAAAGCGUCUGCUAAAUGGCAUAUUAUUAUUAUUAUUAUCAACCAAUGACCAAUCCCUAUUCUAUCCCAGCCAUGUGGGGAUGUUGAUUGAGAAGAAACAGCACCUCCUGCUGGUGGCGGUGCAGAGGCACUUUGUGGCCAGACACUUCUGUCUGAGGGUCUUGAAGGAGAUGAGGUUGUCCAAGCUCAAGGUGCUGUCUCAGAGUGACUUCAGGGCCCUGCUGUCUCUAGAGGACCACACCCAGACCACAGUCAGACCAAUGCUCCCCAAAGCCCAGCAUCAGGUCCAGUCACACAUUCACUAACAUUACAUUAUAAUACAUUCUACAAAGUGAGAAGAUGAUGGCUUGUUUUGACUAGUGUUUCUCAAUGCAUUCCUGGAGAGGGAUGCACAUAUUUGUUCCAGCCCAGUGCAAACACACCUGAUUCAACUGAUCAACUAAUCACCAAACCCUUGAUUAGUUGAAUCAAGUGUGUUUGUGCAGGGCUAGAACAAAAAAGUGCACACUGUGAUUCCCCCUAGGAAUGAAUUGAGAAACUGCUUUAGAGGCAUACAGUAUAGAGACCCCUACCUGUCCUUCUUGCUCCAUCUACAGCUCUUUUUUAGACUAUCAAUAUGUCACUGUCACCUUGUCACUGUGGUCUGUCAAUCACCUCCCUCUGUGUCUUGGACUCCCCACAGGAAUCCAGUGCCAGUGUUGCCGAGAGGCACCUGGGUCCGGAGACGCAGCUGAUUGGCCACAGCUUCCAGCAGGAGUUCCUGUCGGAGCUGGAGACCGGGGCGGAGCUCCUGCAGGCCAACGCCCAGCAGCUGGUGGGCCACGCCCUCAGCCAGAGCCUCUGGCAGCAGAUGGACCAGGCCCCUCCCGCUAGGCCCCAGCCUGACCGCGGAAGGAAGGUACUAGAGCAUCUGGCCUCACCCAUGAACAACCUCUAGGCCCUACCCCCUAGGACAGACAUGGGCAAACUAGGGCCCAUGUGACAAUUUUAGAUUAAAGUUUUAAGUUAACGACUAAAACCAAGUAUAAAUGAUGAUGGACCUAGGCCAGUGGAGUCGGCUGAGGGGAGGACAGCUCAUAGUAAUGGCUGGAAUGGAGUGAAUGGAAUGGUGUCAACCACAUGAAAACCAUGUUUGAUACCAUUCCAUUGACUCCAUUCCAGAGAUUAUUAUGAGCCGUCCUCCCCUCAGCAGCCUCCACUGACCUAGGCCUAUGUAUUAUUUUUAAAUAGCCCCCCCCCCCACCCCCCACUCAUUUUUAAUCUAUUUUCUAUCUAUUCUAAUUGUUAUUUCUUUGCGUAUGAGUAGAGUCAGUUGACGGAGGUAGCGUCGGAGAGUGUGUACGUGACCCGGGAUUCCCUCAGUGCUCUGGUCACCAGCUACUACUCUCAGAUCCAGGACAUCACCAAGGGCCUUCAGCAGCAACACCCUAACAGGGCCAAAGGUGAAAUGAACAGGUGGACGUGCAUACAUAAGACAUUUUGGUCGGUUAGGGCUCAUUCUGUAGGAAAACUACAGAUACUAUGAAUUUGUGAAGGGCCUUACAAUCUGUUCACAGAAAAACUACACUAGAAAGUCCUUUCAUUGGUUCUACCGGCAGAAUCAUGGGCUGUGUAUGUGCAAUGUUGCAAUUCAUUGGUGUAUUGUUUUUUGCAGUGAGCUGUGUGCUAACUCAAACUUUCACAUAAUCUUCAUUUGAUUGAAUUGGGGGCCUAAGUUAAUGCAACUAUCACUGUGUUGUUGUGUCUGUCCCCUCCCCAGAGGAGUGUGAACGACGAGAGAGCAGCUCUCAGAUGAACAAGGCCCUGCUAAAGGAGCUGGCCAACUGGGGGAGGAAGCCCAUGUCCACCGAGUUUCAUCAGAGGUACUGUUUACUUUCUCUACUAACUAAUUGACUGUUAUUUAUACUAUACAUUUUAUUCCCUGCCAUUCUCUCCUAUGACUUGGCAUGGCAACUAAUGAACACGGCAUAAAGUUGUCUAAAGCAAAUUCUGUAUGUACAAACCUGGGUUCAAAUUGAGCGUUUGAUUGAGCCUGCCUGGAGUGCCAGAUGGAUGGGUUUUGCACUUUUGUGACUAUUUCAUUGGUUUUGUUGAGCCAGGCAGGCUCAAUCAAGUGCUGCUAAAGUAUGAAAGAAAACAAAUACUAUAUGAACCCAUGUCUAAUAUUGUAACACUAUUAUACAGAGAAGGGCUCACUCUUUUUCAUUAUACACUACCCACCAUGCUAAUAGGGUUGAACUGCAGAAGAAAAGGAUGUUGGAACAGUAUGAAUUGGAGCAGGAGGUUGCAUGUGAGACUCUGAGGAGAAGGAAGUUAGCCCAGGAACAAACCAUGGAGCGAAUCAAAGGACAGUUACAGGUAACAACCACCUUGUAAAUGCUAAAUCACAAUGGUUCAUCAUUAUGGUAAUUUUGACGUGAACGCAAAGAAUAGUUCCGUUUUAACUUCCAUUAAUCCAUGGGAGAGUUGGCAAACAUUUCUUUAGUCUUCUUAUGUGUAAAUAAUAUUACAUAAUCUGUUCAGCUAAAAUAAGUAAAUACAUGGAUAAUGUCUGUUGUUCAUGAUUUAUAUAUUAAAGAUUGUUUUAAUAAAUAUUUUAUCAAAUUAAAAUACACGUUUUAUUAAUUUGGUAUAUUGUAUUUCUGUGUUUGCUCCAUCAGGAGGCAGAAGAGGCCUUCAUAGCUAAACUGUCUGCCUUAGCUCGGAUCCCACUAUCCUGCAAAGAGCUCAACACUGAGGAUGACAUCAUAGGUAAGGAUUUUCAAGGGCUGCAUCUGAAAUGGCACACUAGCAGUAUUAGUAGUAAUAGUACUAGUGACCAGGGCUUUGAAAUCACACCCUUUUCCCUUUAUUAUGCAUCUGAAAUGGCACACUAGCAGUAUUAGUAGUAAUAGUACUAGUGACCAGGGCUUUGAAAUCACACCCUUUUCCCUGUAUUAUGCAUCUGAAAUGGCACACUAGCAGUAUUAGUAGUAAUAGUACUAGUGACCAGGGCUUUGAAAUCACACCCUUUUCCCUGUAUUAUGCAUCUGAAAUGGCACACUAGCAGUAUUAGUAGUAAUAGUACUAGUGACCAGGGCUUUGAAAUCACACCCUUUUCCCUGUAUUAUGCAUCUGAAAUGGCACACUAGCAGUAUUAGUAGUAAUAGUACUAGUGACCAGGGCUUUGAAAUCACACCCUUUUCCCUGUAUUAUGCAUCUGAAAUGGCACACUAGCAGUAUUAGUAGUAAUAGUACUAGUGACCAGGGCUUUGAAAUCACACCCUUUUCCCUGUAUUAUGCAUCUGAAAUGGCACACUAGCAGUAUUAGUAGUAAUAGUACUAGUGACCAGGGCUUUGAAAUCACACCCUUUUCCCUGUAUUAUGCAUCUGAAAUGGCACACUAGCAGUAUUAGUAGUAAUAGUACUAGUGACCAGGGCUUUGAAAUCACACCCUUUUCCCUGUAUUAUGCAUCUGAAAUGGCACACUAGCAGUAUUAGUAGUAAUAGUACUAGUGACCAGGGCUUUGAAAUCACACCCUUUUCCCUAUAUUAUGCAUCUGAAAUGGCACACUAGCAGUAUUAGUAGUAAUAGUACUAGUGACCAGGGCUUUGAAAUCACACCCUUUUCCCUGUAUUAUGCAUCUGAAAUGGCACACUAGCAGUAUUAGUAGUAAUAGUACUAGUGACCAGGGCUUUGAAAUCACACCCUUUUCCCUGUAUUAUGCAUCUGAAAUGGCACACUAGCAGUAUUAGUAGUAAUAGUACUAGUGACCAGGGCUUUGAAAUCACACCCUUUUCCCUGUAUUAUGCAUCUGAAAUGGCACACUAGCAGUAUUAGUAGUAAUAGUACUAGUGACCAGGGCUUUGAAAUCACACCCUUUUCCCUGUAUUAUGCAUCUGAAAUGGCACACUAGCAGUAUUAGUAGUAAUAGUACUAGUGACCAGGGCUUUGAAAUCACACCCUUUUCCCUGUAUUAUGCAUCUGAAAUGGCACACUAGCAGUAUUAGUAGUAAUAGUACUAGUGACCAGGGCUUUGAAAUCACACCCUUUUCCCUGUAUUAUGCAUCUGAAAUGGCACACUAGCAGUAUUAGUAGUAAUAGUACUAGUGACCAGGGCUUUGAAAUCACACCCUUUUCCCUGUAUUAUGCAUCUGAAAUGGCACACUAGCAGUAUUAGUAGUAAUAGUACUAGUGACCAGGGCUUUGAAAUCACACCCUUUUCCCUGUAUUAUGCAUCUGAAAUGGCACACUAGCAGUAUUAGUAGUAAUAGUACUAGUGACCAGGGCUUUGAAAUCACACCCUUUUCCCUGUAUUAUGCAUCUGAAAUGGCACACUAGCAGUAUUAGUAGUAAUAGUACUAGUGACCAGGGCUUUGAAAUCACACCCUUUUCCCUGUAUUAUGCAUCUGAAAUGGCACACUAGCAGUAUUAGUAGUAAUAGUACUAGUGACCAGGGCUUUGAAAUCACACCCUUUUCCCUGUAUUAUGCAUCUGAAAUGGCACACUAGCAGUAUUAGUAGUAAUAGUACUAGUGACCAGGGCUUUGAAAUCACACCCUUUUCCCUGUAUUAUGCAUCUGAAAUGGCACACUAGCAGUAUUAGUAGUAAUAGUACUAGUGACCAGGGCUUUGAAAUCACACCCUUUUCCCUGUAUUAUGCAUCUGAAAUGGCACACUAGCAGUAUUAGUAGUAAUAGUACUAGUGACCAGGGCUUUGAAAUCACACCCUUUUCCCUGUAUUAUGCAUCUGAAAUGGCACACUAGCAGUAUUAGUAGUAAUAGUACUAGUGACCAGGGCUUUGAAAUCACACCCUUUUCCCUGUAUUAUGCAUCUGAAAUGGCACACUAGCAGUAUUAGUAGUAAUAGUACUAGUGACCAGGGCUUUGAAAUCACACCCUUUUCCCUGUAUUAUGCAUCUGAAAUGGCACACUAGCAGUAUUAGUAGUAAUAGUACUAGUGACCAGGGCUUUGAAAUCACACCCUUUUCCCUGUAUUAUGCAUCUGAAAUGGCACACUAGCAGUAUUAGUAGUAAUAGUACUAGUGACCAGGGCUUUGAAAUCACACCCUUUUCCCUGUAUUAUGCAUCUGAAAUGGCACACUAGCAGUAUUAGUAGUAAUAGUACUAGUGACCAGGGCUUUGAAAUCACACCCUUUUCCCUGUAUUAUGCAUCUGAAAUGGCACACUAGCAGUAUUAGUAGUAAUAGUACUAGUGACCAGGGCUUUGAAAUCACACCCUUUUCCCUGUAUUAUGCAUCUGAAAUGGCACACUAGCAGUAUUAGUAGUAAUAGUACUAGUGACCAGGGCUUUGAAAUCACACCCUUUUCCCUGUAUUAUGCAUCUGAAAUGGCACACUAGCAGUAUUAGUAGUAAUAGUACUAGUGACCAGGGCUUUGAAAUCACACCCUUUUCCCUGUAUUAUGCAUCUGAAAUGGCACACUAGCAGUAUUAGUAGUAAUAGUACUAGUGACCAGGGCUUUGAAAUCACACCCUUUUCCCUGUAUUAUGCAUCUGAAAUGGCACACUAGCAGUAUUAGUAGUAAUAGUACUAGUGACCAGGGCUUUGAAAUCACACCCUUUUCCCUGUAUUAUGCAUCUGAAAUGGCACACUAGCAGUAUUAGUAGUAAUAGUACUAGUGACCAGGGCUUUGAAAUCACACCCUUUUCCCUGUAUUAUGCAUCUGAAAUGGCACACUAGCAGUAUUAGUAGUAAUAGUACUAGUGACCAGGGCUUUGAAAUCACACCCUUUUCCCUGUAUUAUGCAUCUGAAAUGGCACACUAGCAGUAUUAGUAGUAAUAGUACUAGUGACCAGGGCUUUGAAAUCACACCCUUUUCCCUGUAUUAUGCAUCUGAAAUGGCACACUAGCAGUAUUAGUAGUAAUAGUACUAGUGACCAGGGCUUUGAAAUCACACCCUUUUCCCUGUAUUAUGCAUCUGAAAUGGCACACUAGCAGUAUUAGUAGUAAUAGUACUAGUGACCAGGGCUUUGAAAUCACACCCUUUUCCCUGUAUUAUGCAUCUGAAAUGGCACACUAGCAGUAUUAGUAGUAAUAGUACUAGUGACCAGGGCUUUGAAAUCACACCCUUUUCCCUGUAUUAUGCAUCUGAAAUGGCACACUAGCAGUAUUAGUAGUAAUAGUACUAGUGACCAGGGCUUUGAAAUCACACCCUUUUCCCUGUAUUAUGCAUCUGAAAUGGCACACUAGCAGUAUUAGUAGUAAUAGUACUAGUGACCAGGGCUUUGAAAUCACACCCUUUUCCCUGUAUUAUGCAUCUGAAAUGGCACACUAGCAGUAUUAGUAGUAAUAGUACUAGUGACCAGGGCUUUGAAAUCACACCCUUUUCCCUGUAUUAUGCAUCUGAAAUGGCACACUAGCAGUAUUAGUAGUAAUAGUACUAGUGACCAGGGCUUUGAAAUCACACCCUUUUCCCUGUAUUAUGCAUCUGAAAUGGCACACUAGCAGUAUUAGUAGUAAUAGUACUAGUGACCAGGGCUUUGAAAUCACACCCUUUUCCCUGUAUUAUGCAUCUGAAAUGGCACACUAGCAGUAUUAGUAGUAAUAGUACUAGUGACCAGGGCUUUGAAAUCACACCCUUUUCCCUGUAUUAUGCAUCUGAAAUGGCACACUAGCAGUAUUAGUAGUAAUAGUACUAGUGACCAGGGCUUUGAAAUCACACCCUUUUCCCUGUAUUAUGCAUCUGAAAUGGCACACUAGCAGUAUUAGUAGUAAUAGUACUAGUGACCAGGGCUUUGAAAUCACACCCUUUUCCCUGUAUUAUGCAUCUGAAAUGGCACACUAGCAGUAUUAGUAGUAAUAGUACUAGUGACCAGGGCUUUGAAAUCACACCCUUUUCCCUGUAUUAUGCAUCUGAAAUGGCACACUAGCAGUAUUAGUAGUAAUAGUACUAGUGACCAGGGCUUUGAAAUCACACCCUUUUCCCUGUAUUAUGCAUCUGAAAUGGCACACUAGCAGUAUUAGUAGUAAUAGUACUAGUGACCAGGGCUUUGAAAUCACACCCUUUUCCCUGUAUUAUGCAUCUGAAAUGGCACACUAGCAGUAUUAGUAGUAAUAGUACUAGUGACCAGGGCUUUGAAAUCACACCCUUUACCCUGUAUUAUGCAUCUGAAAUGGCACACUAGCAGUAUUAGUAGUAAUAGUACUAGUGACCAGGGCUUUGAAAUCACACCCUUUUCCCUGUAUUAUGCAUCUGAAAUGGCACACUAGCAGUAUUAGUAGUAAUAGUACUAGUGACCAGGGCUUUGAAAUCACACCCUUUUCCCUGUAUUAUGCAUCUGAAAUGGCACACUAGCAGUAUUAGUAGUAAUAGUACUAGUGACCAGGGCUUUGAAAUCACACCCUUUUCCCUGUAUUAUGCAUCUGAAAUGGCACACUAGCAGUAUUAGUAGUAAUAGUACUAGUGACCAGGGCUUUGAAAUCACACCCUUUUCCCUGUAUUAUGCAUCUGAAAUGGCACACUAGCAGUAUUAGUAGUAAUAGUACUAGUGACCAGGGCUUUGAAAUCACACCCUUUUCCCUGUAUUAUGCAUCUGAAAUGGCACACUAGCAGUAUUAGUAGUAAUAGUACUAGUGACCAGGGCUUUGAAAUCACACCCUUUUCCCUGUAUUAUGCAUCUGAAAUGGCACACUAGCAGUAUUAGUAGUAAUAGUACUAGUGACCAGGGCUUUGAAAUCACACCCUUUUCCCUGUAUUAUGCAUCUGAAAUGGCACACUAGCAGUAUUAGUAGUAAUAGUACUAGUGACCAGGGCUUUGAAAUCACACCCUUUUCCCUGUAUUAUGCAUCUGAAAUGGCACACUAGCAGUAUUAGUAGUAAUAGUACUAGUGACCAGGGCUUUGAAAUCACACCCUUUUCCCUGUAUUAUGCAUCUGAAAUGGCACACUAGCAGUAUUAGUAGUAAUAGUACUAGUGACCAGGGCUUUGAAAUCACACCCUUUUCCCUGUAUUAUGCAUUACUUUUGACCAGAGCCAAAGUAGUGCAAUAUAUUGGGAAUAGGGUACCAUUUCGGACGCGUACUUGGUAUACAGCACACUAUAUUUGCUACUGAAAAUAGAAGCUAUCACACAGUUUUCUUGUUUAUUUUAUGAUUCUGGAUAUCCUACUGUAGUCUUCAAAUAAGAGUGUUUGCGAAUAUGAAUUGCAUUAUCAAUGUCACAUUUUUACAGGGGAGGAGAGUCCAACAUUGAAUCCAACAUUGUGGAAGAGGCGAGAGAGGCGGGAGCGUGAAACUCUGCUCACCAAUCCAACACUUUUAUUUUCAUGACAGGGAGUGUGCAAGUGUACACUUUAGGAGGCUAGAUAAUUGGAACACAACUAUGUUUAUUACCACCUGAUGGGGGGGGGGGGGGGUUGUACUGGGCAUUUUUGCUGUUUUCACAUGUAAUAUAACCCUUUU